UUGCGUAUAAAGAGACCUGGUCCCCCAUUGCUCUUCACUCAGCUCUUUGCAAGAGAACCUCUCAGAAUGACUGGACAAUCAACCCUUCUCGUGGCACUUGCCCUUUGCGCCUUUGCAACGGCUCUUCCAGGAAGGCCUUAUGGAGGUGCUGGAGUAGAUGGCGUUGGAGGUCUUGGAGGAGUUGGUGUAGGAGGUGGACAUCUUGGAGGUCUUGGAGGAGUUGGUGUUGGAGGUGGACACCUUGGAGGCGCUGGUGGAGUUGCUGGACUUGGGGGAAUCGAUGGCGCCCUUGGAACUGGAGUGGUUGGAGUAGGUGUUGGAGGAUCCUCCUUCAACCCAGCCCACUUCCCUGACCUCGUUCCAGGAUUCCCAUUCCACCAGUCCCAUCCAGGACAGGGAUUCGGUGGCUGCAAAUACUGGUGCCGUAGCUCUUACCAGAACAACUAUUACUGCUGCACAAGGUCCACCUAUGCUGGAUAAGGCCUUUAAAGGGAUUCCUGGAACCGACUUUCUUUCAUCUCUUAAGAAUCAGCAUCAAGCAAUUUCCAUCUAAUGUCAUACCAUUUCUAAACCAUUCUUUUGGGCAUUUAUAAUUUUAAUGUGCAAAUAAUAUCAUAAUAAACGUGUUUUAAUUCUUUA
Messenger RNA from Macrobrachium nipponense, 639 nucleotides. RefSeq names its product acanthoscurrin-1-like. NCBI's taxonomy places the organism in Eukaryota, Metazoa, Arthropoda, Malacostraca, Decapoda, Palaemonidae. The record is from RefSeq and is a predicted model, not a curated record. The transcript has 2 exons. The coding region runs from base 67 to 480 and encodes 137 amino acids.